Molecule: messenger RNA, 994 nt
Organism: Homo sapiens (human)
Lineage: Eukaryota; Metazoa; Chordata; Mammalia; Primates; Hominidae
Gene: RAMP1
Product: receptor activity modifying protein 1
Exons: 3
Coding region: 291-671 (126 amino acids)
Biological process (GO): regulation of G protein-coupled receptor signaling pathway; intracellular protein transport
Cellular component (GO): membrane; plasma membrane
Molecular function (GO): coreceptor activity
Source: RefSeq, a predicted model, not a curated record
GGUGUUGCGCUUCUCGCCGGGGAAGGGACGGCUUUGGGGACGUCGGAGAGCGGGCAUUCUGGAAAGCGUGGGGUGAGUCAGCCCUGCACACUGGAGAACUAGUUUUCAGAAGGAAAAACAGGACGCGGGGUUCCCCAGCCCCGCACCUCGUUUCUCAGGCUGUGCGCCGCGGUGACUGCCAGCGCAGGCUCCCUUCCCUAGGCCGUCCCGCGUUGCAAAACCUGCAGACGGGCACCUUGCAGAAGACGCAGUGUUCGGGAAUCAGAACCACAGCCGCCCAUCACCUCUUCAUGACCACUGCCUGCCAGGAGGCUAACUACGGUGCCCUCCUCCGGGAGCUCUGCCUCACCCAGUUCCAGGUAGACAUGGAGGCCGUCGGGGAGACGCUGUGGUGUGACUGGGGCAGGACCAUCAGGAGCUACAGGGAGCUGGCCGACUGCACCUGGCACAUGGCGGAGAAGCUGGGCUGCUUCUGGCCCAAUGCAGAGGUGGACAGGUUCUUCCUGGCAGUGCAUGGCCGCUACUUCAGGAGCUGCCCCAUCUCAGGCAGGGCCGUGCGGGACCCGCCCGGCAGCAUCCUCUACCCCUUCAUCGUGGUCCCCAUCACGGUGACCCUGCUGGUGACGGCACUGGUGGUCUGGCAGAGCAAGCGCACUGAGGGCAUUGUGUAGGCGGGGCCCAGGCUGCCCGCGGGUGCACCCAGGCUGCAGGGUGAGGCCAGGCAGGCCUGGGUAGGGGCAGCUUCUGGAGCCUUGGGACAGAGCAGGCCCACAAUGCCCCCCUUCUUCCAGCCAAGAAGAGCUCACAGGAGUCCAGAGUAGCCGAGGCUCUGGUAUUAACCUGGAAGCCCCCCUGGCUGGAGGCCACCGCCACCCUAGGAAGGGGGCAGGGACGUGACCUUGACUUACCUCUGGAAAGGGUCCCAGCCUAGACUGCUUACCCCAUAGCCACAUUUGUGGAUGAGUGGUUUGUGAUUAAAAGGGAUGUUCUUGAA